Messenger RNA from Aedes aegypti (yellow fever mosquito), 2747 nucleotides. It is a transcript of the gene Septin4, whose product is annotated as septin-4. Gene Ontology annotation, cellular component: synaptic vesicle; septin complex; septin ring. Lineage: Eukaryota; Metazoa; Arthropoda; Insecta; Diptera; Culicidae. Gene Ontology annotation, molecular function: molecular adaptor activity; GTP binding; GTPase activity. The transcript is spliced from 6 exons. The record is from RefSeq and is a predicted model, not a curated record. Gene Ontology annotation, biological process: cytoskeleton-dependent cytokinesis; regulation of exocytosis. The coding region runs from base 529 to 1620 and encodes 363 amino acids.
ACGACGACAGUGGAGGUGGAUCCCGGUCCCCCGAAGAGUAGUUUACCAGUGAAAUCAGUGAAUACGAUCGUGUCGAGAGAGUGUGCGUCGUGUGGAAUAAAUUACCAUAAUGAUUCUCGAUGAAUGGAUUGUGUAAGACAGGGAAGGAAAAACGAAAAACAGCUUUGUGAUCACAGGUGCUGGAAAAUAGUGUCUGUGGAAUCUGGGAAAGGUGCAUUUGUCUGAGGAAAGGCAAAUCAGUGAAUGAAAAUGUCUUGAAAAUGAGGAUUAGCGAAAACGAAUGUGAAUCAAAUACGUAGCGACGGGGUGACAAAGGAAGAAAAAAGGAAAAAAAAACAGGGGCGACGUUCUGUCUAUCCUGGUAGAGGAAAUCGAAUUACCCAAAGGGGGAGGAAUACCACCGAGCAGUCAAUACGGCUCGGUUGUAGAAGCUGGCAGGCAGGCUGCCAGAAUUGGGAUAGGCUUUUGCUUAGCAUAAGGAAAGCAGCGUUCGAAAGGAAAACAGCCAACGGUGCAGCAAAACAAAACAUGGCUGCUGAACGGGACUACAUCGGUUUCGCGACCCUAGCCGAACAGGUGCACCGCAAAUCGGUCAAGCGUGGUUUCGAGUUCACGCUGAUGGUCUGCGGCGAGAGUGGCCUGGGAAAGUCGACGCUGAUCAACAGUCUCUUCCUGACGGACCUGUACCAGAACCGAACGGUCUCGCAGGUCGAGGAGCGCACGGAGAAAACGACCAAAAUCGAUAAGAAGACGCUGGACAUUGAGGAGAAGGGCGUCAAACUACGGUUGACCAUAGUGGACACGCCCGGAUUCGGCGAUUCGAUCAACUGCGAAGAUAGCUGGCGAGUAUGUACGCAGUACAUAGACGAACAGUUCCGACAGUACUUCACCGACGAAAGCGGGCUCAACCGGCGGAACAUCCAGGAUAAUCGUGUUCAUUGUUUGCUCUACUUUGUGCCACCUUGGGGACAUGGUCUCCGACAGAUGGACAUCGACUUGAUGCGGCGGAUGCACAAGAAGGUCAACAUCGUGAUAGUGAUCGGCAAGGCGGACACGUUGACGACCACGGAAGUGCAACGACUAAAGACCCGCGUCCUCGAGGACAUCGAAUCCAACGGCCUGCAGAUCUAUCAGUUUCCCGAAUGCGAUUCGGACGAAGACGAAGAAUUCAAGCAGCAGGACCGUGAACUGAAGGCCAGCAUUCCAUUCGCCGUAGUGGGGAGCAAUGUCGUGCUCGAGGUAGCCGGCAAGAAGAUUCGGGGGCGUCAGUAUCCCUGGGGAGUUGUGGAUGCGGAGAACCCACAGCACAGUGACCUCAUCAAGCUGCGUACGAUGCUGAUAUCGACGCACAUGCAGGACUUGAAGGACACGACCCGCGAUGUACAUUACGAGAACUUCCGAGCCCAGUGCAUUUCGCAGAUUUCGCAGCACGCGCUGCGGGAGCGCAACAAGCUGAAACGGGAAUCGAUCGCUUCCAGUCACGAAUCCAGUAGCUUUAACGACACCGACCGGUUGCUGCAACAGAAGGAAGAGGAAAUCCGACGAAUGCAGGACAUGCUCGCUCAGAUGCAGGAGAAGCUGAAAUCGACUCACGUGAACGACACAGUAAUCGACGUCUAGAUGAUGUUCCAACGCCAUCGUAUUCCCUUUUUGAUAAACACGCGCAAUUUUUAGGUGGAAUUUUUUGUUAUAGAUUAAGGCCUGUCUCGAUCUAAACGUGACCCUCAGACACAUUGCUCGGAAAUUUUCUGGGCUUUUUCAAAUUUCUGAAAUUGGCUCAACUGACCCCAACCUCGAAUAUUCAAAAUGAGACACCAGAAUUGAUAAAGUUGCUACUACGUCUGUUAAUCGCAUUAGAAGUUUCAUCGCAUACCCUAUACUCACAAACCAUCUCCUCCUUAUCAUCAAAAGCAAGCAUAACACUUAAUCGAUGUCUAACUGUAAUUGUAGCGAAAAUGUACUCAAUUUCCAUACGAUAAAUAGGACUCUAUACAUAGCCGUAACGGAAAAUGCAAAACUAGUAAUUAAUUAUUAAACAUGACCAAAGAACACAAUCAAUCACAAACAAUAGACACAGUUAACUCUCAAAACAUGGAAACCACCAAAAAAAAGUUGACCUACUGAGGCAGAUACAACAAACGAAAACAAAAAAAAAUCGUGCAAUAAGAAGAUAGGGAGCGGACCGAGCAAAAUUUAGUCAGUCGUGCGAGAGUUGACGAUCAUUUGAGAAAAUACAAAAUCGGAAAAAUUGUUUCAAACAAUCGGUUUAAGCUGUUACUUUUGUAGUACAUAGUGGUAGGGCGUCCGCUGUAUUUUACAAACCCAGUGAAUGUAAAAAGUGACGAAACCAACAACCAUCAGUGAAAUUUUGAGAAGCUAUAUUUAUAAUUGUUUGCUCUUACAAAUGUUUAUUUCUACAAACUACAAUCUAGGUUUAAUUAUUCAGAAGAAUAUUUAUUUUUACGCAACAAGAAUCAGUUCGCGCUAGCUCAUGAAUCUGAACCUAUUUAUUUAAUCUGAGAAAAAUCGACUACCGAACCCGUUCGCAGUGCAGCAACGAGGUUAAACUUAUUAUAACCGGAGGCAGUAGUAGUGUAUUCGAUACGUUCCGUCGGAAGGCGUACUUUCUUCCAGCGGCGGACAUAGUGAAUCCAGUUUCAAAAUGACAAAUUACAGUGCAACCACCUUACAAGUAUUGCUAGAAUGUCUAUAGAUAUUUCAAUAAAGUUUAAUUUUAAAACAUUGAA